AUGAAGUACAUUUUUGAUCGGAUAUUUCUGGAAACUCAUGAAGCUGGCACUGAGGAAUGUCCGGCCUCGGAUAUUAUCUCUUCUACACGUAUUUCAGCAGACACUGGUCCAGAGCCUGAGCAGAGGUGCUGUGUUGCGAGGCCUGUAACAGUAUUACAAGCAGCUAAAUCGGAUUCCUAUGCGUCUAGACGAGAACGAGAACUGCAUAGCGAGAUUCAAGGGGCUGAAGUGCAGUGCAAAAUUCUGUCUACAACGAUACACAAAACAGGACCUGUAAAGGUAUUUAGUACGGCAACAGAUGAAACUGUGAGGGUGUCGACGCACCAAGUUCCUAUUCAGCAGAUCCGACGCGCAGAGCCGUCCCCAAAGCGUCUAGUGCCAAUCCACAACGUUAUAUCAAAUAAGGACUUUGAGGUGACGCGGAUUCCUCGGCCUAGUCACAAAGAAUCUUCAAGGGAUGAAAUACCCGAAGUAGACUUAGUUUCCACCUUGACCAGAAAAACCCCAAUACUUACUUCCAAAUGCAUGGAGAAGUCCACUCUGCACGGUUCACAUACAAACGAAGAAGAAUCUUCAUUUCUUGAGAGUAGCAUAUCAGAUUGCAAGCGCGUGUUGUCAUCUGCUGGUUGUAGCAGCAGAAGCUGUGGUAAACCGUUUCCACAUGAAUCUAAAGUGCCUGCCAGUAACGAUUCCGAUAACGACUACCUUUACACCGUUACAUCCACAAUUAAACACCCCAGCCUAGCUAUUGACGAUGUCCGCAUAUUCGAAGUUAAGAGCGCCGUUGACGAGCGUAGAAAGAAAAAGGACUACACCGAUGGGUCAUGGAGUACUAUCAAGAUUGAUAUGCCUCCGAGGGGUGCUGUUCGGGAUGCAUCGACACCCUUCAUGGCAAAUACAUCUCCGAUGGAAACUAAUAGGUACGCCCAGGGCAAUAAUAACGUUAAUAUGACAUUCAAUAGAGCAACUGCUGUACGAGUAACACCUACCAAAUCGAACUCCAUCGAGAUACCGGCGAGCUAUGCCAGUCACAGGGUUGAGGAAAGUACGCGUGCAAUUCAUGACGUGAAUACUCCAGUAGAGCACCCUGUAAUGCACUCAGGAAUGUAUGACAUGGUGGAGAAUGUUAGCGAAGACGAGAUCGACACAGACUACCGAGUGGUGGAUGCAAGUGUGUCCGGUAGUGCUCACUCCGAUUACUCUGAUGAAAACUACUGCGUACAAUCUCGCAUGGAACGAAUACACAGACCACCCAUAAAGGAAAACACAUAUUCUGUUAUCAAAGGUACGGCAGCGCGAGUUCCUGCUCCUAUUCCCACCACCCUCCAAGACGGGGACAACCUCCGAUGUUUUGUGCUUACGUUUGUGGACACAGAGCCCAAGAAGUUCAACUAG
This is a messenger RNA of Giardia duodenalis, 1395 nucleotides long. RefSeq lists its product as uncharacterized. The record is from RefSeq and is a predicted model, not a curated record. Bases 1 to 1395 code for a protein of 464 amino acids. Lineage: Eukaryota; Fornicata; Diplomonadida; Hexamitidae. The transcript has a single exon.